This is a messenger RNA of Cyprinodon tularosa, 2594 nucleotides long. It is a transcript of the gene pcyox1, whose product is annotated as prenylcysteine oxidase 1. The coding region runs from base 248 to 1771 and encodes 507 amino acids. Gene Ontology annotation, biological process: prenylated protein catabolic process; prenylcysteine catabolic process. The record is from RefSeq and is a predicted model, not a curated record. Gene Ontology annotation, molecular function: prenylcysteine oxidase activity. Lineage: Eukaryota; Metazoa; Chordata; Actinopteri; Cyprinodontiformes; Cyprinodontidae. The transcript has 7 exons.
GGAAGUGGAUCUACUAUUAGGAGCGAUGUUCUUGGCUCCCCGUCGUGUCUCAACCGUUGAACUGGUCUAGUUAAUUAGUUAAAUUUCUGUUGUUUUUUUUAUUAUGUUAGUAUUUAUUAAAGGGUUUCGGGAACUUAAAUGGUUUUAGAAGGUCUUUCAUGUUUUACUUUUAGUGUUAAUCUGUGAAAGCUGCUUCUGGAUCAAAUAUUCUGUGUGCGCAGAUGUUCCAGAGCUGCAGACGAUCACUAUGAGUUUAAACACGCUGCGAGCCCUGCUGCUCCUGGGGCUUUGGCAGGCUGGCAGGAGAGGUGUGACCCUGGCCUCUGAGCUGCAGGAGCAACCCAAGAAGAUCGCUGUGAUUGGAGCAGGCAUCGGUGGAACAGCGGCAGCGUUUUACCUGAGGGAGGAGUUUGGACCUCUAGUCAAGAUCGAUGUGUUUGAGCCGGGGACCGUUGGAGGGCGGCUGGCGACGGUAAAGAUCGGCGAUUAUGAGUAUGAGACCGGAGGUGCUGUGAUCCAUCCUCUGAAUCUACACAUGAAGCAGUUUGUUGAUAAAUUAGGCAUUCCUCAGAGAAAAGGCCUCCCUUCUAAAAUGGCGAUCUUUGAUGGGAAGGAGCUUGUUUUUGAAGAAAGCGACUGGUUCAUUGUUAACAUCUUCAAGAUGCUCUGGCGGUAUGGAUUCAGUUUCAUCCGUAUGCAGAUGUGGGUGGAGAGUAUUCUGGACAAAUUCAUGAGAAUCUACCAGUACCAGCAGUACGGCUACUCUUUCUCCAGCGUGGACAAACUCUUGCAUGCUAUGGGAGGUGACAGCUUCCUCACCCUGAUGAAUCAGACUCUAGAGGAGGCCAUGAUGGGAGAAGGAUUUUCUCAGGUCUUCAUCAAUGACAUUGUUGCACCCAUCACACGUGUGAACUACUGCCAAAGCGUCCGCAUCAACGGCUUUGUGGGAGCGGUGUCGUUAGCUGGGGCGGAUUCAGGCCUGUGGGCCGUGGAUGGCGGCAAUAAGAGGGUGUGUUCUGGGCUACUCUACCACAGCAAAGGUGACCUAAUCCCUGGCAAAGUGACCUCCAUCUCUGUGAAAACGCGACCAUCAAAGAGAGGUAACACUGUCAGCUAUUAUGAAGUGAACUACGUCGGAGAAUCUGGCUUAGCACAUACUUUGUAUGACAUCGUUGUCAUCGCGACGCCGCUUCAUCAGGGAAAGUCGGACAUCACGUUUACGGGGUUCUCUCCUUCCAUCCCAACUCACUAUCCUGGUCUCUACCACCGGAUGGUGGCCACUUUGGUGCACGGCACCCUGAACGUGUCCUACCUGGGGACAGCUCAGCCGGCCUCGGAGUUCACCGUGUCCGACAUCCUCACCACGGACUCGAAGGGCUCCGCCAUCAACAGCCUCGGUUCUCUGGAUCCUGUUCAUAUUCCUGAUGGGUACAGUCGACCCCCCGCCAGCUAUCCCAAUGUCUGGAAGGUGUUCUCCACACAAUCACUGACCCAGGAGCAGCUGCAGCGAAUGUUCCUCUCCUACGACUCUGUGUCGGAGACCCCGUGGCUUGCUUACCCCUCGUACCGUCCGCCGCACCGGAGGACCCCUCCGUUCAUCCUGCACGACCGGCUGUACUACCUCAAUGCUGUCGAGUGGGCAGCCAGUGCCAUGGAGAUGAGCGCCAUCUCGGCCCGGAAUGUGGCCCUGCUGGCUCAUCACCGCUGGCACAAACAGGUCGGAAAGGUCGACCAGGAGGACCUGCACACCCGACUGAGAGGAGAACUCUGAAAUGGAACAAAGAAAAGUAGAAAAAUGGAAUCUAAAUAAGCAGCAAAGCCUUUGUCCUUAAUCAGAUGAAUAACAUUUUCCCCAAAUGAUUUUUCUUUACACAUUUUGUGAAUUUCUCUUCAUUUCUUAACAUGAAAGAAUCAGAAAAUAGUAAUAACACUGUGAACCAAGCUGCACUGAUGGGGAGAUCCUGUAUCUUCCCUCUUUCCCAGAGUUUGUCAGUCUGUAUUGAACCUGUCUUAAAGCUAAUUCUACUCGUCUUUGUUCUUUCUGACUUGAAGCCUGAUUUACUGAUAAGUUUACAUGUUUUCUGUUCAUUUCCAAGACUGCCUCGUCAGCACAGAGCUGGGAUUCCUGCGAGUGUUUACGGCUAACAAAUUUUUAGCAGUAUUUACCUCUUAUUUCAAAACGAAUUCAAAAAAUCUGCUUUAGAAAUUUGAUGUGCCUUUAAUAUAAUCAGAAUUGGGUUAUAAAAUAUUUGACCAUUUGUCUUCAUGUUCAACAAAUUUUGUUUUUUUUCUCUUUUAAGAUCUCAAUUAAAAUCCAAAGUGUUUCAUGUUGAUGAUUUCUGAUCAGAACACGUGUUUGUAAAUGAUUCUGGACUUUUACUCUGUUUUUUUUUCAGAUUUCUGAUUUAAACUGCUGUCUAAAAUCCCUCCUCUGGCACUUUUUGAAGAUUUACUCUACUUUUUUUAAUAGUAAAAGGCACUUUAAAUGGGUUUCAAAACCAACCUCGUGUCAAACCACUCUUGAAAACGCCCAUACACUACUGUAGAUUUUUAGACGUGUUUACAAUUAAUAAAUUAAUGAUGCCUUUCCUGCA